AUGGCAUAUUUGCUCCUAUAUGUUGAUGAUAUUAUAUUAGCUACCUCAUCUCACAAGUUGCGUGCAGGGAUCAUAUCUCAAUUGCAAACUAAGUUCCCUAUGACCAAUUUGGGUCAUCUGAGCUACUUUUUAGGGAUUACGGUGACCCAUACUCCUUCUUAUUUGCUAGUUUCACAGGAGAAGUAUGCACGGGAGGUCUUAGAGCGUGCAGGUUUGGGCCCUUGUAAACCUGCAGCUACUCCAAUUGACACUAAGUCUAAACUUAGUGCAGAUGCAAGUCCACCUUUUCGGGAUCCUACUUUGUAUCGCAGUUUAGCAGGUGCUCUUCGAUGUCAGUUUGCGGACAUUUUCACAAAAGGCCUACCACAAGACUUAUUUUUGGAUUUUAGAUCCAGUCUUAGCGUACGACCUCCUCCUGCUAUGACUGCGGGUGUGUGA
Chenopodium quinoa (quinoa) is the source of this 438-nucleotide messenger RNA. RefSeq lists its product as uncharacterized. NCBI's taxonomy places the organism in Eukaryota, Viridiplantae, Streptophyta, Magnoliopsida, Caryophyllales, Amaranthaceae. The record is from RefSeq and is a predicted model, not a curated record. The coding region runs from base 1 to 438 and encodes 145 amino acids. The transcript is spliced from 2 exons.